Linum tenue is the source of this 1338-nucleotide messenger RNA. NCBI's taxonomy places the organism in Eukaryota, Viridiplantae, Streptophyta, Magnoliopsida, Malpighiales, Linaceae. The record is from the annotation of a GenBank genome assembly.
AUGACGAAGCCGCCGGCAAUUCGUCCGUCCCUCCUCGCCCUGGCCGCGGCUGUCGCCGUCGCAUCCCUCAUCGCCACCGCCUCCGCCGAGAUCAAAACCCUAAGGAUUUCCAACGACCCCAGGCCGAUGAUUCUCUUCGAGAAGUUCGGAUUCACUCACACCGGCCACGUCACGAUCUCAGUCUCCGGCGUCUCCGUCUCUUCCUCCAUCAACGCUCCCAAUCCGGACCCUUCAGGUUUGGGCUUCUUCCUCCUCUCCGAAGAGUCUCUGUUGCAGGUCCUGCUCGAGAUGCAGCAAAACCCUAAUUUCUGCGUCCUCGGAUCCAAAUACGUCCUCAAUCUGUUCAGCUUUCGCGACCUUUCACCGCCGCCGCUCUCUUCCUUCAACCAAUCCUACCCCAUCCCUCACCCGAAUGAGUACUCUCUCUUCUUCGCCAACUGUGCCCCGGAGACGAAGGUCUCCAUGAAUGUUCGCACUGAUGUCUAUAACGUCGAUUCGGAUGGGUCCAAGGAUUUCCUCUCCGCUGGGCAAACACAAUUGCCUUCUCUGUAUACCGUAUACUCCACUGCUUACCUCGUGUUUAUGGGUUUCUGGAUCUACCUGUGCCUUACGAACAAGAGAUCUGUGCACCGGAUCCAUCUGUUGAUGGCUGGACUGCUUCUGAUGAAAGCUCUUAACUUGAUCUGUGCCGCGGUGGACAAGCAUUACGUGAAGGUCACUGGCACCCCACAUGGGUGGGAUGUGUUGUUUUAUUUCUUCCAGUUUCUUCGUGUUGUGUUGCUCUUCACUGUCAUAGUGUUGAUUGGCACUGGGUGGUCGUUCUUGAAGCCCUUUUUGCAAGAGAAGGAGAAGAAGGUGUUGAUGAUUGUGAUCCCUUUGCAAGUAUUGGCAAAUGUGGCUUCUGUGGUGAUUGGCGAGACAGGGCCGUUCAUUAGGGAUUGGGUGACCUGGAAUCAGGUGUUCUUGCUGGUGGAUAUAAUCUGCUGCUGUGCCAUAAUCUUCCCAAUUGUGUGGUCGAUUCGUUCGCUCAGGGAGACAUCCAAGACUGACGGCAAAGCAGCAAGGAAUCUAGCGAAACUGCAGUUGUUUAGGCAGUUUUACAUCCUUGUUAUCGGGUACCUGUACUUCACAAGAAUUGUAGUGUUUGCCCUGAAGACCAUUGCAGCAUAUAAGUAUCAAUGGGUGAGCAGUGCUGCAGAGGAAGCAGCAAGUUUGCUGUUUUAUGGAGUGAUGUUCUACAUGUUUAGGCCGUUGGAGAAGAAUGAGUACUUUGUGAUUGAUGAAGAAGAAGAAGAGGCAGCUGAGAUGGCAUUGAAAGAUGAAGAAUUUGAGCUCUGA